Messenger RNA from Drosophila subpulchrella, 6624 nucleotides. It is a transcript of the gene Root, whose product is annotated as rootletin. NCBI's taxonomy places the organism in Eukaryota, Metazoa, Arthropoda, Insecta, Diptera, Drosophilidae. The transcript is spliced from 10 exons. The record is from RefSeq and is a predicted model, not a curated record. Bases 208 to 6384 code for a protein of 2058 amino acids.
UCCGCUCUCCACCGUUCGUCGGUGAUCUUUGACGAUAGAGUAUAAAUCAUCGCCAAAGAUUGAAGGUUCCAUCCAAGUGGCGCCCGUUGCCAAGAGAGAAGGCGGAGAAUCGGGGAAAUCUUCCGUCGAACCGAAGAUCUAUAUAGUUCGGGAAAGCUCCGAUCGCAAUGCAAUGCAGGUCCCCGGGCAGAUCCAGAUUUGUGGCCAAUGGGACUUUGGCCGGGCACACACACUCGCAAGAUGCAGGCGUAUCGCGAUAACUUCAAGCAAACGCCCUGCCCAUCGGCCGUCGACCUUCAGGCGGCGGGACCAGCCCACCCACCGGCCACCGCCUCUCGGCUGCCUUUUUCGCGCAGCCAGCGUGGGCGUGACCCCUCGGCCAGUGCCGCCUCCGUUUCCGCCUCCGCCGCCGGCGCCCUAACGCCCAGGAUGAUGAGCCCGGGUCCGCCAGGUGGAGCAGGCGGCGGGGGAGAUCCCUCGGCCCUGCUGCGCCAGAACCAGGAGCUGCGCCAACGGCUGGCCGACGAGUCGCAUAGCUAUCGACGCCGCCUGGACACCUACAAGCAGGCGCAGCACAACCAGGCCAACCUGGUCAGCCGGCUGCAGUCGAAGAUCCAGCAGUAUCGCCAGCGGUGCAGCGAUCUGGAGGACCGCAUGCACGAGACCAUCAAGCCGACGGUGGGCACGGGACCAAAGUUGACCACGGGUCCGACCACCAGUCAGGUGAUGUGCUCGACUUCCCUGACCCUGGGCCAGAGCAGUUUGCCCUGCAGCUCCUCGCUGGACUCACCACCGCCCAGCUGCAGUCGCGAUUAUGUCCACGACGAUGUCCUGGUCACCGGCGGAGGCGGCGGAGCAGCUGACCUUUGCCGCAAACUGGAGGAGGAGCACCAGCGAUGCGAGCAGAUCCUGGCCCAGAACAGUGCCCUUCGCCAGCAGCUGGAGGAGUCGAAUCGCACCAACGAGGCGCUGACCAACGACCUGCAGAAGCUGACCAACGACUGGGCCGGCCUGCGAGAUGAGCUGCUGAUCAAGGAGGACGAGUUCAAGGAGGAGGAGCAGGCCUUCAAGGACUACUACAACAGCGAGCACAACCGCCUGCUGAAGAUGUGGCGAGAGGUGGUGGCCGUCAAGCGAUCCUUCAAGGAAAUGCAAACGGCCAUGAAGGCAGAGGUGGCCAAGAUGGGUCAGGAGAUCAACUGUGUGGGCAAGGACAUCAGUGGUUCCAAUGCCACGGUGGCCUUUGCCCACCAGCAGGCCAAACGGGCGGCGGAUGAGGAACUGAAGCAGUCCCAACGCAGCAAUGAUGAGCUGCAGAACCAAUUGGCUACCCUUAAAGUUCAAUAUGAGAGUGCCCGCCACGAGAUCAUGGAGCGAGAUCAGCGACUCCUGGAGCUGAUGAAUCAACUGAAGAAGCUGGAGGAUCGCUGUGCCCAAGCGGAAUCGCAGGCUGCUCUGGCCAGUCGCUAUAGCGACGAGAUUGAGAGACUCAAUAAUUCCAUGCGCGAAAUUGCGCAGGCCGUUGUUCAAGAUGCUGAGAUCGCAGAUCGCGAGGCAGACGCCGAGGUCACCGGCGGGGUCAUGCAGCACAUGCACCUGACGCGUGACGCCGCCUCUGUGGCGGGUGGCGGAGCAGGAGGCGGUGGUGCGGGCAGCACCACUGGUGGUGGGAAAUCCCCACGCCGGAACUCAACACGCGCCUCCCAAGCCUUCGCCGAGGGCACCAUCUCAGCCGUCCAGGCAGCACUCCACAAAUACCAACUGGCCCUCCAUGACAUGCAGGUUAAGUUCCAGAAUACCAGCGAAACCCUGCGCACCACCAAGACCCAGUUGGAGACCAGCGAGGGUACCAAACAGCUCCUCACCACCAAGAUGCAGCAGCUCACCGAGAAGCUGGACAGCAGCAACUCCAAGCUGUCGGAGCUGCUGCAGGAGAGGGAGAGUCUGCAGCGCGGUCUGGACGAUGUCCGCACCCAGAAGCAGCAGUCCGAGAUGGGCAGAGCCGAUAUCAAUAGUGCGUUUGAGAACCUGAGCGGUGACUAUGAGAAGCUUCAGCUGAACUAUGGAAAACUGCAGAAGCGCAUCGAUUCCAUGGAGGAGGACAAAAAGGCCGUUGAGCUGGAAAUCCAACGCAUUCUAAAGGACAAGAAUAUCACCGAGUUGAAUUUGAGAUCCGAGGAAGACCGCAGUAGUCGGCUGAGGGAGGAGACUAUCUCCCUCCGCGAGGAGCUCAACCGGGUGAGCCUGAAUCGUGAUCUUCUAGAGCAGCAGCGCAUUGAGUCGGAUAACCUGAUCAAUCUACUUGAAAAGCAGAAAUCCGAUCUGGAGUAUGACCUGGACAAGCUGCUGUUGGAGAAGUGUGAUCUGCAGGAGAAGCACGAGAAGCUAUCGAACAACAGUUGCUCCACCAGCGAUGAGCUAAAGUCGGUUCAAAAUUGCCUCCAGGAGACACAGGAGGAGCGCAAAAAGCUCCGGAUCCAGUCCGCCGAUCAGUCCAAUGAAAUUGGUGAGCUCAAGAAGGAACUGGCGGUGUUGGACAAGGCGCGACUCGAACUGGAGACGGACAACCUGUCCGCCGGCGAGAAGCUCAAGUGCCUGCAGUUAGAAAAGGAGAAGAUACUGCAGGACUUGGCCUGUGUCACCCGGGAUCGUGGUGAUAUUCACAACCAGCUGACGGCCAUGUGUCGAAAGAAGGAGGCUUUGAAUGAGGAACUGAUGCGGACUCGCCAACGCUUGGAGCAGACCACCGAGACCAAUAGUCGCCUGAAUAGAAAUCUGGAGGAGAUGGUGAAAGAUGUGGAGGAGAAGCAGGUGGUCAUCGAUUUGCAUGAGAAGGACACCCAUCGCUUGAAUGAACUCCUGGCAGCCCUGCGCUCCGAAAAGGAGUCCCUGGAAUCGGUGCUCUUCGACACGAAUACCUCUUUGGAGGCAACCGAAGAGCGACGUAGCCAGUUGGAACGGGAUCUGCAGGAGGCUUUGGUAAGGGAAGAGUCCCUAAAGAACCAUGUGGCUCGUCUGCAGAAAGAUCUGGAGCAAUGCCAGCGCAAGGCCCAGGAAACAAAGACGCAGUUGCUCAAUGCCGCCCGUGCGGCCGAGAGUGAUUUCAACCAGAAGAUUGCCAAUCUUCAAGCUUGUGCAGAGGAUGCGGCCAAACGACAUGGCGAGGAAAUCCUCCAGUUAAGGAAUGCCCUGGAAAAGCGGAUGCAACAGGCUCUGCAAGCCCUGCAAACGGCCAAGGAUGAUGAGAUCGAGAAGUUGCAGGAGCGAUUGGCCACUCUGCAGGCCCAUCUCGAGAGUCUUGUCCAGCAGCACGAGGAGGCACUGAUCCGUGCGGAAAGCGAGAAGCAGCAGGCCCUGUUGAUUGCCCACCGGGACAAACAGGCGGUGGCCGAGCGGUUGGAGGCCGUGUCCCGGGAUCUGAAGACCGAACAGGAGUCCCUCGAUCGCAGCAGACGGGAGGCCAAUGCUCGGGAUGAGAAGCAACGGGCGGCAAUCGCUCAGCUCAAGGAUGAGAUGGUGCACAUGCGCACCAAGGAGGAGGAGCAUAAGAUUAAGCUGGAGGAGUGCAUCCGCAAGCAGGAGUUGCAGUUGAAUAGCAUUCGUGAGGAGCGUGACACCCUGUGCCGUGUGAGCGAGGAGUUGAAGAUGGAGAUUCGCCUGAAGGAGGACAAAAUGGAGGGCACCAACAACGAGCUGCAGGAUGCACUGCGCAAGUCCAAGGAGGGCGAAGGAUUCAUAGACAGUCUGCGCAAGGAGUUGACCGACUGUCGCCGACAACUGGCGGACAGCAACAUCGAGCGCGACAAGUAUUCCGGCAGCAACAAGGAGCUGCGCGACCAUGUAAAACGCGUGGAGAGCGCUAAGCGGGAACAGGCACGCGCCAUCGAGGAGGCACUCCAGAAGAUUAGCAACCUAGAGGACACCAAGAACUCGCUAGAGAACGAACGCACUAGGUUAAGUACCAUCCUGAAGGAGACGGAGAAUCACUUUACGAAAACCACCCAGGAUCUGAAUGCCACCAAGGCGCAGCUGCAGAAGGCCCAAGUGGAGUUUGCCCAGAAAGACGAGGGGGGCAAGGAGCUGCAGUGCAAGCUGGUGGCCGAAGUGGAGCUUAAGGAGCGGGCUCAGCAGGAGCUCUGCCAGAUCAAGAAGCAGUUGUCCGACUUGGAGGCCAAUCUAUGCGCCACUCGCCAGGAACUGGGCCGGGCUCGGUGUCAGAACAACCAGGAGGAGCACCGCUUCCAUGCCAGGGAACAGGAGUUGGCCCAGCGCCUGGAGGAGGGUCGUGGCAGGGAGAAGCGACUGGAGGAUCAGAAGCACAACUUGGAGGUCUGCCUGGCUGAUGCCACUCAGCAGAUUCAGGAGUUAAAGGCCCGUUUGGGCGGAGCCGAAGGUCGUAUUCGAGCCCUGGAUGAGCAGUUAUCCUGCGUGGAGCUACACAAGCGGGACACCGAACAGAAGCUCUCCUCAGUGGUCCACACGCUGCGCAGGAUAGCCGGCAUCCAAGUGGACGGCAGUGUGAAUCUUUCCCAUCGAUUGCUGAGCCCCUCGAGAAGAUUCAGUCCAUCGCGCAGUUGCGGGGAUUACGACAACAGGAGCACUUCGCAGUGUCCGGAUGGACCCAUCGAUGUGGAUCCAGAUCUGGUGCGAAAGGGUGUCCGCAAUCUGAUGCACCAGGUGGCUCAGUUGGAACGCGAGAAGGAUGACUACAAGUCUCAGCUGGGAGCGGCUAAGAAGCAACUCCAAGAUGCCGCCGAUCAGCAACUGAAAUGCGAUGCCAAGCUCGGUAAGCUUCAGGCCAUGCUGCGAAAUCUUCAGGAGGAGAAGAGCAACUUAGAAACGGAUCGUAAGAUGAAGAUCUCCGCCAUCCAUGCGCUGGAGGAGAAGCUCAAGCACCGCAACGAUGAGUGUCAGAUGCUGAGGGAACGUUUGGCCCAAACGGAGAUGCAACUGGCCGCCACAUCCGAGGAGAAUGGCCAGAACGAGGAACGCCUGGAGAAGAGCCGACAGCAGUGCGCCAAGUUGGACAACGAGAAGCGUCAGCUGCAGGAGGAACUGGCCAAGGUGGAGGGUAGGGCCAGCAAACUGGAUCUUCAGCGGGUGGCCAUGGAGGGCGAUCUCACCCGAUUGCAGAUGGCCCUGCAGGAGAAGGACUGCAGCAUCCGUCAGAUGGCCGAACGCCUGGAGAAUCAAAAUCGCGCCAUGACCCAACUGGAGGAUCGUUGCACAGCCCUCAAGUCCACCGUGGAUCAGCUGAAGGAACGCCUCCAAAAGUCCGCCGUCACCGAAACCCAGCUGAGGGGCGAGCUGAAGACCCUUCAGAAGGAGCUCUCCGAGCAGGGCCACUGCUCUCAGGCCAACGAGGACAAGCUGAAGCUGGUUCAGAAGUCCCUGCAGACCGCCGAGAACGAGAAGCGCAUCCUCACCGAGCGCCUGGACAGUGCCCAGACCAAUCUCAACGAGCUACGUCGCAGCCAGCAGGCUCAACUGGAUGGAAAUCAGCGACUGCAAGAGCAGGUCACCGAUCUGGAGGUUCAGCGCUCGGCUCUGGAGUCCCAGCUCCGCAUAGCCAAGUGGAACCAAGAGAGCGGCGGCGACAAGGGGCUGACCAAUGGCAAUGGAGGCAGCAAUGGCGAGGAUGAGCUUAGCAGGCAGCUAAAGUCUUCCCAGCGAGAGAAAUCGGAGCUGCGCAGUAAGCUGCAGACCCUGCAGGACAAAGUCAAACAGUUGGAGUGCGAACGGAAAAGCAAGUUCUCAGGCGGAAACGCCUACGAUCGGGCCGAAAAGUCCAACUCCUAUUACGGUGGAGCUAAUGAUUCCGGGGAGUUUGAUUCCAAUCGCUACGAUGUGGGCGGAGGUAAUGCCGGAACUGGUGGAGGAGGAGGCUCCUUCAACUGCGGAUUGGAUCACAGUGUGAUCGAGCAGGAAACCCGCGAUCUGCGACUCAAGGUGCGUCGCCUGGAGACGCUGCUGGCUGAAAAGGAGUCCGAGUUGGCGCGUUGCAAGGCGCGAAUGAACGACAGCGCCAAGUGCACUGAUGGCUUGGACGGGGAUCGCUAUCGCAGUGCCCAGAUGCACGCCGAGAAGCUGCUCGACGCCAGAGAACAGUCCCACAGGCAGCAGGUUCUGCGCCUGGAGAAUCAGAUAUCCAUGCUGCGCGAGCAAUUGGCUCAGGAGGCCAAGCGGAGACAACAGUAUAUUCUACGCAGCUCAAAGGCGAAUCGGGAAAUGCAGCACUUGAGGAGCACCCUUGGAGAUUCCUUACGCAAUGUGUCCCAGCACCCGGUGGAUGCUCAUCUCCUGGAAAGCGAGAGCAGGCGUCUCGAUUCGGCCGUUUCGAUGAGCCUGCCUCCCUCGACCUGCCGGGACUAUGAUCGCGACUAGAGCUAUGUGAAGUUAAGAUUUGGUUAAACUUUAUCCCGCCAAGAAGACGUAACGCUCACUGCCUUAUGCAUUUAUUUAGAAAAGGCUUCCUGGUCUGCUCCAGUCGCAUCUGAGUUAAUCAUCGCGUGCAUUUCAACUCGUUUGCCUUAGUACAAUUCUAGCUGUUCAUUGUCUGCCCUGUUAGACAAUCGAAUAUAGUGCGUUCCAUCUAGUCGCAUUCGGGCAUCCGGUAGCGAUGAU